This is a messenger RNA of Rhodotorula toruloides NP11, 255 nucleotides long. RefSeq names its product NADH dehydrogenase (ubiquinone) 1 beta subcomplex 7. The record is from RefSeq and is a predicted model, not a curated record. NCBI's taxonomy places the organism in Eukaryota, Fungi, Basidiomycota, Microbotryomycetes, Sporidiobolales, Sporidiobolaceae. The transcript has 7 exons. Bases 1 to 255 code for a protein of 84 amino acids. Gene Ontology annotation, cellular component: mitochondrion.
AUGUCUCCGCCCACAGGACAGUUUGUGCCUCAACCAGCAACGCAGGAGGAGGCAAAGAAGGCGCGCCUGCCGCUUGGAUGGCGUGACCAGUGCGGAAAGUUGCUCAUCCCCCUCAACGUCUGCCGGCACGACAAUCUCUACAUGACUUGGAAGUGCGACGACGAGCGACACGCCUACGAGAAGUGCCAAUACGAAGACUACAUCUCGCGCAUGAAGCUCCUCUCGGCAAAGAAGGCGGCAGAAGCGGAGGCAUGA